Colletotrichum scovillei is the source of this 2090-nucleotide messenger RNA. RefSeq lists its product as uncharacterized. Lineage: Eukaryota; Fungi; Ascomycota; Sordariomycetes; Glomerellales; Glomerellaceae. Gene Ontology annotation, molecular function: inositol phosphoceramide synthase activity. The coding region runs from base 611 to 1930 and encodes 439 amino acids. Gene Ontology annotation, biological process: inositol phosphoceramide metabolic process; sphingolipid biosynthetic process. The record is from RefSeq and is a predicted model, not a curated record. The transcript is spliced from 2 exons. Gene Ontology annotation, cellular component: inositol phosphoceramide synthase complex.
GUUGCCCGCGAGCCAAAUCCGCCCUUUCUUGCUUUGCUUGGCUUUGCUGUGUGUUUCGCUCAGCCAGCCUACCGUCAACUCCUACCGAAAAAAUGGUCCAUCCGUUUAAAUGAACGGCGGAGCCCGCCUCUUACUACGCCGCUCGUGAGUCGCUGCUUGCACCCCCCGUCGGCCGCUUCUUGUCCCCUUUCUUCAACAUCUUGUUUUCCUUCCUAUCCCCCUUUCUUCUACGAGUCGGUCGCAUGAUCAGUGUCUGUCUACCACUCGCUGUCUGACGCUGUUACACCAGAAGUCGGCAUCGAGAUUCACCAUCCUCUCGACGGAAGGAAGAUACACGGCCACCAACAAGUCUAGCCACGAAACAGGCAACGAGCAUUUCACUACGCACGACGACGACAUCAUCACGACCAGCCACACGACGUCCCGAUUGCAUUGAAUGUGCUUGUUGUUUCGAGCGAUUAGACUUUCCGACUUCAAGAACCACCCGAUCUGAUUCCCGAGGGCUGUCCUUUGCCGGUUCAAACCACUACAGGACGAGCACACAACAUUCUAAGAGGAACGGAAUCCACACUCCCAUAACACUCUUGGAACCCCACGCAACUCAGACAUCAUGGCCGACGUGAAGCCUCCUAGCGGAAAAUUGCCGUAUGGCACUCCCGAAGGCGGCUGGAAGGCAGUACACACAUGGAGAACUCCGGACUGGGUAGAACCAAUCCUGAUUGUAUCCAUCAUGCUCAUCGGCUUGUACGUCAGUCGGAGGAAGAACUAUUCGAUCCUCCGCCGCGGAAACGCGACAUACGAACCUCUAUUUGAAGAGAGAGGGGACUCACCCCGCAUCUCCGACGAGUCCUACGAUCCUAUCCGGACCGAUCCUUUCCCGCCCAAAUACCGUACCAUCUUUGGAUGCUAUCGCGUCAAGACCCCGAACUCGAGCCGUUUUGCGAGACAUGUUCACUCGAGAAUUCUGCAAAAGUUCCCCUUCCUCAUCGAAAUGUUCUACUGGGCCAUCUCCUUCUUCUUUUACCGCAUGACGGCAACCCUGGCUCAGAGCUACUACGGCAGCAGAAAGGCUGUCUGGGAUGUCGCACAGGAGCACGGCCUGUUUCUUCUCGAGACCGAGGCCAAGUUCUUCGGCGAGGGUACCAGAACCGGUCCCGAGCGCUGGGUUGAAUGGCGCGUUUCUCACUGGUUUCUCGAGGGCGCUCAAAUCGACGACUUCCGUGGCAUUUGGCUGACCAUCCUGAACCGCGGAUACUCCCUGAUCCAUAUCCCUGGUACCGUCGGCUUCAUUGCCUACUACUUCGCCAUGGCUCCCACUCACGCUCGCUUCUGCACUGUCCGUCGCACAAUGACCUUGUUGAACAUGUGUGCCUUCAUCAUCUUCAUCUUCUACCCGUGCGCGCCGCCCCGUCUGAUGCCCUCCGAGUACGGCUUCGUCGACACGGUCAACCUCGAGAACGCCGAGAGUGUCUGGAUGAGCGGCAAGUUCGUCAACAAGCUGGCUGCCAUGCCCUCUAUGCACUUUGGCUACGCCUUCGCCAUCGGCUGUGUUUUCAUCGCCGACUCGGCCAUCCUCAACCUUCUCUUUGGUCGCUUGAGGAACUACCUGCUGCGCAACGACUUGGACAAGUCGCUGGAUAUUGAUGACGUCGAGCUCAAGGAGAUCCAGGAGAACCGCGCACGCUGGAAGAGCUGGGCCAUGUUCUGCUUCGGUGUCUUUUAUCCGAGUUGGAUUCUGUUGACAAUCGUCGGCACCGCCAACCAUUACCUCAUGGACGCCUUCGUCGCUACCUUCUGCGCGUUGGUUGCGUACCUCUGCAAUCGUGCCCUGCUGGUUUUCCUCCCCGCUGAGGACAUGUUGCUCUGGGCCUUGAGACUGGAGAAGCCGGUGCCGACAACGGGCCGCAUGAAGAACAUUGCUGUCCGGUAGAGAAUUCGGUUGUGUGGGAAAAGCGCGUCAAAAAGACAUGGAAUCAAGGUCUCUUUGACGAGUCGUCCAUUUAAAGCAUCGCAGAGGCGUUGGGAAAGGAAUAAAGGCCUCCUUUUAUAUCUUUGCACACUAUGCCCCUGGGUCAAUCCCGUGUGUGCCG